AUGGGUCGCAAGUCUGACAACGAUGAUUCUGGACGCGAGCCCGCCAAAGCAACGGAUGGCGCUGGCCCUUCCUCAAAGCCAGCGGCCAAUGGACCGCGGCGUAUCAAGGGCAAGAGAACAAGAACAGCACGCAAGCCGGUCCGAUCCGCCGCCAACGCCAGGCCGCCUGUUCAGCGUGUCGGUCGGCCCGAAGUCGUUGCUCUCAAGAUCAGCCAUCCUGCACUCGCUGUAGAGAUCACGGCAUUGUUUGCGACUAUUCCUAUGAUCGGUCGACCUCUGCAGCAGGUCCCAGCAGCGCUGAUUGCUCUCCAUACGACGGUGAUGCCGAGCAUCGCCGCAACGGCCCACAGUAAGCCAAGUCUUAUAUCCUGGCUGACUCCUAGUCUUCAUGGUAUUCCGCGUAGUGUUGUUGAGGAGCACAUUGAGGCUUUCUUUACGCACAUUUAUCCCCUUCAAGCCAAUGCUGUUGUCCAUCGAGGCACCCUCCUUCGCGAUGUGGCUGACGGCACCGCCUCGCGAAAGAUGAUUCUGGCCAUCUGCGCCGCUGCAGCUCGUUUCGUCAAACCUCCCGACGAUACGGCUCCCUUUCCUAUCAUGGGCACGGCUACUACCCGGAGAUGGGCGAAUGAAGCCAAAGGGCUUCUCUUGACAGAGGACAUGAACCCAGAGAGUAUUGCUGCCGCGCUCAUCUUGGCUAAGAAUGACAUCCACAGUGGGAAGGCCAGUCAAGGGUUUGUAUUGGCCGCAGUUGCUACACGAAUGGCCCUUGCCUUGCAGCUGCACCACGAGCUUCCCAACGACAAACCUGCCACUGUGACAGAGCGUGAAACGCUCCGUCGCCUCAUGUGGAGCUGCUACUCUCUGGACAGAAUGAUGUCCACGGGUGUCGCGGAAUACCUGGCUGCUCCCAGACUCUCGAUUCGGUUACCCUGCGAUGACCAGCCGUUUGCCUUUGGACUCAGCACAGAAACGCCCCGUGUGGCUUUGGAGACUGAGGCCGAUGCCCAUGAUCAAGAGGCGAACCCCGCAACUUUCGAAGGCGUUGGGCUGUUCGCGCACUUUGUGCGUCUGCAGGGCAUCCGUACCAUGAUCCUCCGAACGGCUCGCUACCGAGAACCGUCCGAUCUGCCACCAUGGGAUCCAGCAUCACGAUUCAACGCCGCCGAGCGCAAGAUAAAGGAUUGGUACAACUCGCUGUCACCGCAAUUCCGGCUUGACCCGGAGACCAUUUACGCCCGCAAGUUCCAGAACGAGUUGACGCCUCUCGCCAUGUUGCAUAUAUGGUAUCACAUGAACUACGCAGAACUCACACGGCCGGCAUUACCGGGCUUCGUCGAGUCUUUGGAAUCGGAAAUCUCCAACACGGCGCCCCCAGGGUGGAUCGAUCGACAGCGUGACGAAUGCGUUGCUCACGCUCGGAUGAUAUCCGGCACACUUGCACAUGUGGCAAGUCUAGUAGACCUGGAUUCUGUCGUGUUCGGAGAUCCAUCACUCGGUAUCUGCGUGUAUGAGAGCGUCCGCAUCCGCCUGCAGCACGCGUUCUUGCUGCCUCCAGACGCUCAGUCCCUUGAACUCAACCAGCUCACAGCCGACUUUGCUGUCAUGGCCAACGUCUUGCAAAGGGCUGGGCGAUACUACUCUACCCGCAGGCUCUUGCGACGCCAUGGUCUCGACGACGGGACUGUUUCCGAGGGGUCUGGCGCGGCCAGCCCUGUUGCCCCCGACCCGUGGUCUCGACGCGUUCGGACGCUGAGGGCUAACCAUCUUGGCAGACCUGCCCCUAGCUAUCCACCUCCGAGUAGCAAUGGAAGCUACCCGCCGCCUGCGAUCUCUUCAUCUCAGCUCUACGGAGACACCUCCGCUCUGUUGUCGUGGAGCGGCGGGGUAGCAAGCGCCGAACCUACCCCGCAGGGCCACAGCCCCGAAGAGAUGGCCAUGCUGUUGGGGGAGUUAAACCAGGCCGCCAUGCCCAUGGGCAUGGGAAACCCGUUCAGCGAUCUGCUCAGUGGAUGGCUAUUGGAUACGAGCAGGUUCCUCUUGGGGGCACCGUGUAGAAAUGAAAUCUCUUUGCUGUAG
Trichosporon asahii var. asahii CBS 2479 is the source of this 2076-nucleotide messenger RNA. RefSeq lists its product as uncharacterized. The transcript is spliced from 4 exons. Gene Ontology annotation, cellular component: nucleus. The record is from RefSeq and is a predicted model, not a curated record. Gene Ontology annotation, biological process: DNA-templated transcription. NCBI's taxonomy places the organism in Eukaryota, Fungi, Basidiomycota, Tremellomycetes, Trichosporonales, Trichosporonaceae. Bases 1 to 2076 code for a protein of 691 amino acids. Gene Ontology annotation, molecular function: zinc ion binding; DNA binding.